AUGAGAUCAUAUGUCACUGUGUUAAUUGAGAGAAGGGGCAGUGUUACAACAGCAGUGAGAAAGACAGAGAAAGAAUCAGACACAGACAAACUAGUCAGCAGAAGAGAUGACACCUCACUACAAGGCACAGUCACUACCACCGCAGCCGCCAGAGAUGCCAGAGAGAGAGAAGGUGUGACAAUGAAAGCAGUGCUCCCGCGGCUCAUUGACAUCAUCACCUCUGUCUUCAACCAGGCUUUCUUAACAGUCACAGAGACUGCAGCCGCAUCAUGA
Messenger RNA from Blastomyces dermatitidis ER-3, 273 nucleotides. RefSeq lists its product as uncharacterized. NCBI's taxonomy places the organism in Eukaryota, Fungi, Ascomycota, Eurotiomycetes, Onygenales, Ajellomycetaceae. The transcript has a single exon. The coding region runs from base 1 to 273 and encodes 90 amino acids. The record is from RefSeq and is a predicted model, not a curated record.